CCCUCAAACCGCUUUCUCCCCCUCCCAGGCCCCUCCCCGCUCCCCCCCGCGCUGCCGCCGCCGUUUAACCCCUGGUGUGCCGCGCUGGCCUCCCGCCGCUGCCGCCGCUGCCCAGCCCCCGCCUCCCUCCGGCGGCCCCUCUCGGGCGAGUCCCUCUGUCGCCGCUGCUUCCUCGGCGCCUUCGAGGCCGAUGCCCGUCGCUCUCCUUCCGGGGGACCCCCGGGCGAGACCCCCGAGCCCGGCGCUGCGCUGGCCGUGGCCGUGUCGGGGGGGAAGGACUCGGCGGUGCUGGCUCACGUGCUGCGGAGGCUGCGGGGGGAGGAGGAGGAGGAGGGAGGGGAGGAAGGGCGGGGGUGGCGCCUGCUGCUGCUGGCGGUGGAUGAAGGCAUCGCUGGGUACCGGGAGGAGGCGCUGGGGGCUGUCCGGGCUGCCCGGGGGUCGCUGCCCCUCGUGGUGCUGUCGCACCGGGAGCUCUUUGGGUGGAGCGUGGAUGAGGUGGCGGCGGCGCUGCGAGGAGGAGGAGGGAGGGGAGGAAGGGCAGGGGGAGGGGGAGGAGGAGGAGGAGGAGGAGGGAGCCGCUGCACCUACUGCGGGGUGUGGAGGAGGCAAGCGCUGGAGAGAGGGGCGAGGCUGGUGGGAGCCGACUGGAUCGCUACUGGCCACAACGCCGACGACAUCGCUGAGACCGUCCUGAUGAACUUCCUGCGGGGAGACGUGGCCCGGCUGCGGCGGGGGGCCACCAGUAUGGCCACCAGUACACCCAGUAUGGCCACCAGUGCCACCAGUAUGGCCACCAAUGCCACCAGUAUGGCCACCAGUGUGCCCAGUGCCACCAGUGUGCCCAGUAUGGCCACCAGUACACCCAGUAUGGCCACCAACAGCCCCAAUGAGGCCACCAGUGCACCCAGUAUGGCCACCAGUGUGGCCACCAACAGCUCCAGUAUGGCCACUAGUGUGGCCACCAACAGCUCCAGUAUGGCCACCAGUGCGCCCGGUAUGGCCACCAGUGCACCCAGUGAGGCCACCAGUGCGCCCAGUGUGGCCACCAACGAGCCCAGUCUGGCCACCAGCAGUCCCAGUGUGGCCCCUGAGGGCUCCCAGGCCACUGUUGUGGCUACCAAGGAGUCCCAGGUGGCCACCACAGACCCUUCUGUGGCCACCAAGGAGCCGUGGAGGCUGCCAAGAGUGUCGUGGAGACCACAGAGACUGCAGUGGCCACACCAGGAGCUGCAGGAGCCACACCAGGAGCUGCAGUGGCCACACCAGGAGCUGCAGUGGCCACACCAGGAGCUGCAGUGGCCACACCAGGGGCUGCAGGAGCCACACCAGGGGCUGCAGUGGCCACACCAGGGGCUGCAGGAGCCACACCAGGGGCUGCAGGAGCCACAGUGGCCACACCAGGAGCUGCAGUGACUGCUACCAGGAGCUGCAGGAGCCACACCAGGAGCUGCAGGAGCUGCAGGAGCCACAGUGACUGCACCAGGAGCUGCAGGAGCCACACCAGGAGCUGCAGUGGCCACACCAGGAGCUGCAGGAGCCACACCAGGAGCUGCAGGAGCCACACCAGGGGCUGCAGUGGCCACAGCCAGGGGCUGCAGUGGCCACACCAGGGGCUGCAGGAGCCACACCAGGAGCUGCAGGAGCCACACCAGGGGCUGCAGGAGCCACACCAGGAGCUGCAGGAGCCACACCAGGAGCU
Molecule: messenger RNA, 1699 nt
Organism: Colius striatus (speckled mousebird)
Lineage: Eukaryota; Metazoa; Chordata; Aves; Coliiformes; Coliidae
Product: protein lingerer-like
Biological process (GO): tRNA wobble position uridine thiolation
Cellular component (GO): mitochondrion; cytosolic tRNA wobble base thiouridylase complex
Molecular function (GO): tRNA binding
Source: RefSeq, a predicted model, not a curated record